This is a messenger RNA of Condylura cristata (star-nosed mole), 660 nucleotides long. It is a transcript of the gene SIT1, whose product is annotated as signaling threshold regulating transmembrane adaptor 1. Gene Ontology annotation, molecular function: kinase binding. Gene Ontology annotation, biological process: T cell homeostasis; regulation of T cell activation; signal transduction. The transcript is spliced from 6 exons. Gene Ontology annotation, cellular component: plasma membrane. The record is from RefSeq and is a predicted model, not a curated record. The coding region runs from base 1 to 660 and encodes 219 amino acids. NCBI's taxonomy places the organism in Eukaryota, Metazoa, Chordata, Mammalia, Eulipotyphla, Talpidae.
AUGGGCUCACCUGCACAAUACCACAGUAAAUUCAGGCCCGCCUAUUUCUUCUCUGACAGAGAGGCCAGCAACUUUGCCACCACCAGUAUUGGGGAUGCUGAACUGUGGGGGCUCAGCCCAAGGAGGGGUGGGAAUAAGGGGGACUGUGGCAGCUGUCAGGUCAUGAACAUCACUCCAGACCUCACGUUCCUGUACUUGGGCCUGUUAGGAGCUGUGACGCUGCUGUUUCUCAUCUCAAUGGCGGCACACUUGUCCCGAUGGACUCGCAGCAGGAGCAGGAGCAAGAGGCCUCCAGGACAGGACCGCUCCGGAGAGUCUGCGGAAGAGGUCCCCCUGUAUGGGAACCUUCAUUAUCUGCAGACAGGUCGGCUGUCUCAAGAACCACAGCCAGACCAGCAGGAUCCAAUACCUGGAGGUCCUGGCAGGACUGCAGAGGAGGUGAUGUGCUAUACCAGCCUGCAGCUGAGACGUCCUCAGGGCCGGAUCCCCAGUCCCGGAACCGCCAUCAAGUACUCUGAGGUGGUGCUGGAUUCUGAGCCGAAGCCCCAAGACCUGGGCCCGGAGCUGGAGCUCUAUGCCUCGGUGUGUGCCCAGACCCGCAGGGCGCGGGCUUCUUUCCCAGACCAGGCCUAUGCCAACAGCCAGCCUGCACCCAGCUGA